AUGGAAGAGCACCAGAAAGCCAGAGACUCAGCUCCUGUAAUUGGGUUAGAGGCAGAGAAUCCCACUCGUAAGAAACACAGUCCAUACAGUUUCAUGGACAGCAGACGCUACUCUACACUUGUCAAGUCAGUUGUGUCCCACUGAGUCAGUGCUCAAAAUACCAAGAUCCUAAAGGAGCCAGAUGCUCAAAUCUACGGACAUGUGAGAAAAUCCCAAACACCCUCCUAACGACUGCCACCCAAAGUGUUUAAAAUGCUCCACCCGUUGCUUAACCGCAACAGGGCAUUUUAAUCUGGCGAAACUGAGCUUGGAUGUGUGAUCCAUAUCCUUCAGCAGACACUGUACCCGGAACGAAAGUUUUACCUGGAGAGGUGUAGGAGGAAGAUGAUCACUCAACUGGUAGAGGACGGCUUUAAGGAAUACAAUAUGAAUCUAUUCAGGCAAGGGAAGCUUUUCCACAUGACCGUGGGGAGUGUUUGCCCAUUGACAACAGAGGAGGCCCCAGGGGAAGACACAGCAGAUCCUGAGAAGGCACCAGAGGUUCCAGCAGAGGCAGAGGGGUACUUGGACAGUAUACACCAUGUGUUGGAGGACGUUAGGGGAGUGAGAGCCAUCGAGAGCCGUGUGCAGCAUGACAAACUAGGCUAUCUUUGAUUUGUGGACUGCGUUGCUUUCUACAGGUGA
Messenger RNA from Oncorhynchus tshawytscha (Chinook salmon), 684 nucleotides. Its product is annotated as mitochondrial genome maintenance exonuclease 1. Lineage: Eukaryota; Metazoa; Chordata; Actinopteri; Salmoniformes; Salmonidae. The transcript has 3 exons. Gene Ontology annotation, biological process: mitochondrial DNA replication. Gene Ontology annotation, molecular function: single-stranded DNA exodeoxyribonuclease activity. Gene Ontology annotation, cellular component: mitochondrion. The record is from RefSeq and is a predicted model, not a curated record.